AUGGACGAAUUGAAUUUGAAACCUGCUUGGUAUGACAUCAAGAUUAUCUAUCGUUACCCACAAGAAGUUCUUCAUGAACGGAUAAAUUACGGGUAUAUGGCGAUCAAAGAAGACAAACAUGUAAAGAUGAUGUUUAAUAGGAUCCAAAAAAUGCCCCAAGUAAAUGCUGCUGAGUUGUACGUAAGUUUGGAGCCGCUUGUAGAAGUUGAUACUGAGGUGGUGCAACAAACAACUAUGUCUUUCCAAUUUACAGCCGUAAAUGAUGGAUGCACUACAAUGAGAGGUUAUACGCUCCCAUCUCAAGAUCAUGUUGCCAAUACUGGUAAAACCCUCCAUCCUGAAGAGACACAUUUAAAGGAGGAAAAUGAAGACGAAGACGAAGAUCAUGCUACGAAUGAUGGUGAAAAUAUUGAUGAUGUGGAUGAGUAUGAAGAGAGGAUUGACCAAGGUGAGUUUGAGAAUGAUGUGGAUGACCAUGAAGUCGUUGCCAAUUUUGAAGAGGAAAAUAUGGAGUAUGAUGAUGAAGGUGAUGCAGACAAUGAUAUUGGCGUUCAGCAUGAUACAAAUACGACCACUGGCUACAGACCUCCUUCCGAGUCAUUCUACGCAAAUACUUGGGAAAAUAUGGUUGAUCCUUCAUGUCUUCAGAUACCAUCUGUUUCUACUUGGGAAGAUGGGAUGCAUUUUUGUAAAAGGUUGACUUUUGCAAAUAAACAGGCGGUGAGACGUGCAUUGAUAAUAUACCCAGCAAAUGAUAAUAGAAAUUUUAUAAUCCGGAGGUCAACCAAAACUAAAUUGUGCGCCGCAUGCGUUGACGACAACUGCAAGUGGUACGUUGGGGCAUUCAUGAAGUCUAAACUUAAUGGUCUAUGGAUGGUCACGUCUUAUUUGGGUCCACACACUUGUAUACCCUUUGGCUUGCGAAGAGAUGGUAAAAUGAUGAAUUCUAAUUUUGUUGCAUCAGAAAUUGUGGGAAAAUUGCAACAAAAUCACACUACUCGUAUUGAUGAGCUCUGGGAGAUCAUACAUACUAAGUAUAAGCAUGAGCUUUCCUACUAUAAAGUAUGGGACGCAAAACAAAAGGCAAUUGCUAAGAUAUUUGGGGAUUGGGAGGAGUCUUACCAAAGGCUGCGAAAGUUGUUGUUGGCAUACUUGGAUCAGGAUUCGAGUACCCAGUACAGCUAUCACACCAUACCUAGGCCACACGAAGGUACUGCGUUACUGCGCUAUGUAUAUUGGGCAUUCACUCCAUGCAUUGCUGCAUUCAAAUAUUGCAGGCCAGUGAUCAGUAUUGAUGGAACUCAUUUGUAUGGUAAAUACAAAGGGGUAUUGAUGAUUGCAAUGGCAACCGAUGCUAACUAA
Quercus robur (English oak) is the source of this 1362-nucleotide messenger RNA. RefSeq lists its product as uncharacterized. The record is from RefSeq and is a predicted model, not a curated record. Bases 1 to 1362 code for a protein of 453 amino acids. The transcript has a single exon. Lineage: Eukaryota; Viridiplantae; Streptophyta; Magnoliopsida; Fagales; Fagaceae.